AAAUGCAGAACAGCUCAUGCAUUCCAAGGUAAUGCUACAACCAAAUUUGAUUUUGAUACACCCCCUCACAGAAGUUCUCCUGAAACAAACACCUUCAGCUUAACCCAAUCUUCUCUUUCCCUACUUGUUUACCAUCAUUGUCAUUCCCCUAAGGUCUUGAAAUCUUGGAGAAGUAGCAUGUGUAAAAAAGAAGAUUUCUCAGCCUCGAAGAGGUGGCGGAUGGCUUUCAACGUCAUAUACUUCACAAGGGUUCUAAUUUCCUUGUCCAAGAAAGUUCUUGCGAAGAAUGGCCCUCCCUUGCCCACACUCUCUCACAUUACUAUUGACGCGCAGCCCGUUGAUAAUGGUUCCUCACAUGACAAAUCUGUUUGCUUUCACGAAAUUGAAACCAAAAAGCUCAAUGACAUGGUGAGGAACAAGAACUUUGAGGCCUUCAUUCGUUUUGGAGGAGUAAAAGCACUGGCUGUGGUUCUUGGAAGCGACAUAAAGAAUGGAAUAAGUGGUAGUGAGGCUGAUCUUACUCACAGAAAGAAGGUUUUUGGUGCCAAUAAGUACCAAAAGCCACCUGCUAAAGGCUUUCUCAGUUAUGUCUUUGAAGCAAGCAAGGACACUACUAUUAUUGUACUUUUGGCAUGUGCUAUACUAUCUCUGGCCUUUGGUAUCAAACAACACGGUUGCAAAGAUGGGUGGUAUGAUGGUGGAAGCAUUCUUGUUGCUGUCAUUCUGGUUGUGGCUGUUUCUGCUGUUACCAACUUCAAGCAAUCCAGGCAGUUCGAAAAGCUCUCCGCAAAGGGUAGCGACAUCAAGGUGGAAGUAGUGAGGGAUAGGCGGCGCCAACUAAUAUCAAUAUUUGAAGUUGUGGUUGGUGAUAUUGUACAUUUGAGGACUGGUGAUCAAGUACCAGCAGAUGGUUUGUUCUUAGAAGGGCACUCAUUGAAAGUGGAUGAAUCUAGCAUGACCGGAGAAAGUGACCAUGUAGAAAUUGAUGAAAGGAAUCCAUUUUUGUUAUCAGGCACAAAGGUGAUGGACGGAUUUGGUUUCAUGCUUGUCACUUCUGUAGGUAUGAAUACCAUGUGGGGUGAGAUGAUGAGCUUAAUUAUAUGUGACAUGGAUGAGCAGACCCCAUUGCAAGCACGGCUCAGCAAGCUGACUUCCUUUAUUGGAAAAGCUGGAUUAGCAGUGGCUGUAGUUGUUCUUCUUGUUCUCCUUAUUCGUUACUUCACAGGGAACACCAAAGAUGACUUGGGAAACAAGGAAUUUAAGGGAAGCAGGAUAAAGUUUGGUGACAUGAUGAAUUCAAUUGUGGGUAUUGUUGCUGCAGCAGUCACAAUUUUCGUGGUGGCAAUUCCGGAAGGUCUGCCUCUGGCUGUUACUCUGACUUUGGCUUAUUCUAUGAGUUGUAUGAUGGCAGACCAUGCCUUGGUUCGGAAACUUUCUGCUUGUGAGACAAUGGGCUCGGCCACAACAAUUUGCACAGACAAAACAGGUACCCUUACUUUAAAUGAGAUGAAGGUAACACAAUUCUGGCUUGGUAAAGAAUCAAUGAAUGAAGGUACUUCCUCAGAAAUAGCACUAAAUGUUCUUGAUGUAUUUCAACAAGCAGUUGGUUUAAACACGACAGGUACUAUUUUCAAAUCAGAUUCUGCAGCAUUUGUAGAGAUUUCUGGGAGCCCUACUGAGAAAGCAAUACUUUCUUGGGCUACCUUUUAUUUGGGUAUGAAUAUUGAUGAAAUCAAACAGACUUCUGAGAUAAUCCAUUUCGAGGCCUUCAAUUCAGUGAAAAAGAGAAGUGGGGUUUUGGUGAAGAGGAGGAAGAGAGAUAAGGCUGUGUGCUCCCAUUGGAAGGGAGCGGCUGAGAUGAUACUCGCCAUGUGUUCAAAUUAUUAUGACAAGCUAGGGAUGUUGAAAGCCAUGGAUGAGGAAGAAAGACUGCAGUUUGGUACUAUUAUAAAGAAUAUGGCUGAAAAAAGCCUGCGAUGCAUUGCAUUUGCCUACAAAGAAGUUGCAGAAGAAAGUGGACAGAUUCUUGAGAAGCUCGAAGAAACUGGAUUAACAUUUUUAGGCAUAGUUGGUUUGAAAGACCCAUGUCGGCCAGGAGUUCGGACAGCUGUAGAAUCUUGCAAAGCUGCUGGAGUAAACAUCAAAAUGAUCACAGGUGACAAUGUGCACACAGCAAGAGCUAUAGCUUUCGAGUGUGGGAUUCUCAGUCCUGACAAGGAAUUGGACAAUGAAGCUGUAGUAGAAGGGGAAAUUUUCAGAAAUUACUCACUUGAAGAGAGAAUUGAAAAGAUUGAUAAAAUCAAUGUAAUGGCAAGAUCAUCCCCAUUUGACAAGCUUUUGAUGGUACAGACCUUGAAGAAGAAAGGCCACAUUGUAGCAGUCACAGGUGAUGGCACAAAUGAUGCACCUGCUCUGAGAGAAGCAAAUAUUGGGCUGUCCAUGGGGAUCCAAGGCACUGAAGUGGCAAAGGAGAGCUCAGAUAUUGUCAUUUUGGAUGAUAACUUCGCUACUGUGGUGACAGUUUUGAGGUGGGGAAGGUGUGUAUAUAACAACAUUCAAAAGUUCAUUCAAUUUCAGCUCACUAUCAAUGUUGCUGCCCUUGUCAUCAACUUUGUUGCAGCUGUUUCUUCUGGUAAAGUCCCACUAACUACAGUCCAAUUAUUAUGGGUGAACCUAAUAAUGGAUACAAUGGGAGCUUUAGCCUUGGCCACUGAAAAACCCACCAAUGACAUCAUAGCAAAGCCACCUGUGAGUCAAUCUGAGCCAUUUAUAACCAGAGUCAUGUGGAGGAACCUCCUUUCUCAGGCUUUGUAUCAGGUAAUAGUCUUGUUGGUUAUACAAUUUAAGGGAAGAUACAUCUUUGGUGUGGAUGAGAAAGUGAAGAAAACAUUGAUUUUCAAUACUUUUGUCUUCUGUCAAGUAUUCAAUGAAUUUAAUGCUAGGGAACUAGAAAAGAAGAACAUAUUUAAGGGGCUAUUCAAGAACAGGCUGUUUUUAAUGAUCAUUGGGUGUACCAUAGUUAUUCAACUAGUGAUGGUGGAGUUUCUAAAGAAGUUUGCUAGUACUGAGAGGUUGGAUUGGGGGCAAUGGUGUGCCUGCAUUGGAAUUGCAGCUUUGUCUUGGCCGAUUGGUUGGCUCUUCAAGUGCAUUCCUGUUUCUGGCAAGCAGUUGGCUAAGCAAAGAUGAUCUACUUCUUGAAAGACAAGCAAAUAUAUAUAUAUAUAGCAGUGCAAUAAAAAUGUAUUUUGAGUUUUAGCCAAUAAUUCCAAAUAUCACUUGUAAUUUAAGUAUUUUUAUUUUAGACAAAGUGAAGAUGAAAUAUAGUGCAAAGUAAUGUAAAAUAGAUGGUAUAAGCCUUCUAGAAGCAACAAGACUACUGAAAAGCACGGCUCAAGAAUAAGGGGUGCUAGUAACACUCAUCAAGGCGACGAUGUCAGAAUUGCAUGAAAUUUGGACCACCGAAGGGAAAUAGUCUUAUGAUCAAGACUUGUGACUAUAUCACGAGGUUCACCCUAAUCUUAUCGAUUCCUUUAUUAAGGCCCCAAAACAGUGAUUUUUCCAUUUUUAAUAAUAUAUAUUUUCUUUAAUAACUUUUAAGUUUAAAAGUUAAAAUAAAAUCCUGUCUGUUUUUAGACAUCUCUUAGAUUAGAGACGGUAGUUUCAAAGCCGUCUUAGGUUUUCUUUUUACCAUUUAAAUGCAUUGUAACUUCCAAAGCAAUUCAAUUUUCAGAUUAAUAAAAAUUCAGGCUUUUAUCUAUUGUUUCUCUGGCUUAUGCCAGCUUUGCAAUAUCUCCAUUGUUUUUUUUUUUUUUUUUUUUUCAAAGAGGAAAUCUCCCUUAACUAUAACACUGCGGCAAGGAUAUUAAUAUCAAUUUAG
Molecule: messenger RNA, 3877 nt
Organism: Quercus robur (English oak)
Lineage: Eukaryota; Viridiplantae; Streptophyta; Magnoliopsida; Fagales; Fagaceae
Product: putative calcium-transporting ATPase 13, plasma membrane-type
Exons: 1
Coding region: 178-3186 (1002 amino acids)
Biological process (GO): calcium ion transmembrane transport
Cellular component (GO): intracellular membrane-bounded organelle; membrane
Molecular function (GO): P-type calcium transporter activity; ATP hydrolysis activity; ATP binding
Source: RefSeq, a predicted model, not a curated record